Hyla sarda is the source of this 1910-nucleotide messenger RNA. RefSeq names its product SUV39H2 histone lysine methyltransferase (gene SUV39H2). The coding region runs from base 124 to 1341 and encodes 405 amino acids. The transcript has 6 exons. Gene Ontology annotation, molecular function: histone H3K9 methyltransferase activity; zinc ion binding; protein binding. Gene Ontology annotation, cellular component: nucleus. The record is from RefSeq and is a predicted model, not a curated record. NCBI's taxonomy places the organism in Eukaryota, Metazoa, Chordata, Amphibia, Anura, Hylidae.
CCCGCCCCCUGGUGACGUGUAGCGCGUAGAGCAGUACGGGAUUGGCUGGAGAGGGCGGGCUGUGUGGAGAGGACGGCGGGUAGUGACGUCACGACAAGGAGAUGUGAUUGGCGGGGGCACAAGAUGGCCGCUACGCGUGGAGCUUGGUGUGUGCCUUGUCUUGCCUCCAAUGAAACACUUCAAGAAUUAUGCCGGAAAGAGUCACUCAUCUGCAAGUGCCUUGGGAUUACAAGGAAAAAUCUAAACAAUUAUGAAGUGGAAUAUAUCUGUGACCACAAAAUAGAAAAGGGUAAUGAAUAUUUCCUUGUGAAAUGGAAAGGAUGGCCAGAGUCACAUAAUACAUGGGAGCCCAAACAAAACCUCAAAUGUUCAACACUUUUAAAGCAGUUUUACAGUGACCUCUACAAGUAUUUAUCUGAACUCAAUCCCGGUAAAGCAAGUGUGCUUAAAAACAGCAUGAAAUCAUUGGAUCGUCCUGUUGCUGACUAUAUAGUCAAAAAGGCUAAACAGCGAAUUGCACUCAAACGAUGGGAAGACGAGCUCAAUAGGAAAAAAUCCCACCAUGGAAUGCUAUACGUAGAAAAUGAUGUGGAUCUUAAUGGUCCCCCUAGAGACUUUUAUUAUAUAAACGAUUAUAAAGCUUCUCCUGGAGUAAACACUUUGGGAGAAGCCAUUGUUGGUUGUGAAUGUACGGAUUGCUUUACCGGUAAAUGUUGCCCUACUGAGGCAGGGGUUUGUUUUGCUUACAAUGAACACAGACAGAUUAAGAUCCAACCUGGACGGCCUAUUUAUGAAUGCAACUCUAGAUGUAAAUGUGGUCCAGAUUGUCCAAAUCGAGUGGUACAGAAAGGACCCCCUUAUUCUUUGUGCAUCUUUAGGACACACAAUGGACGUGGCUGGGGGGUUAAAACACUCCAGAAAAUCAAGAAGCACAGCUUUGUCAUGGAAUAUGUUGGCGAGGUGAUAACAAGUGAAGAGGCAGAGAGGAGGGGUCAACAAUAUGAUAGUACAGGAAUCACUUACCUCUUUGACCUGGACUAUGAAUCAGAUGAGUUUACUGUGGAUGCUGCUCGAUAUGGAAACGUCUCACACUUUGUAAAUCACAGUUGUGAUCCCAAUCUUCAGGUAUACAACGUAUUUAUAGAUAAUCUGGAUGUGCGUCUUCCUCGAAUUGCAUUAUUUUCAACAAGACAGAUCAAAGCUGGAGAGGAACUUACAUUUGAUUACCAAAUGAAAGGUUCAGGAGAUCUCAGCACAGAUUCUAUUGAGAUGAGCCCAGCUAAGAAGAGAGUGCGGACAGCCUGCAGAUGUGGAGCUGCUAUCUGUAGAGGAUACCUUUAAUUUAAUCUCUUUCCUAAUAAAUGACAUAUUUUACCAUGCUGUGACAAGGUUUUAUUUUUGACAGACACACAUUUACUGUUAAGUGUUUUUUUCUGGAGUAAGUCUGUGUGAGCUUUUAAUGUGCACAAUAAACUUAACAGAUUGUUUUCUAAAGGUUUGCCUAGGAUAAACUAUAUUUGUAUAUGAGGCAUCAACAGAAUAUAUUUUUUUUUAUGUGGCUUUCACAUGAAGUAAGAUUUGUAUGCAGGGCUGUGGAGUCUAGAAGCCAAACUUAUGACUCUAGCUAGGACCUCCUUAUUUUUACAAAUGGCUCAGGCAUAAUUUAGUAAUAACUAUUUUUUUUGUAGUAAAAUGGAAACGCAAGGGUUUUCAUCGCCUAUGCAAGGAAAGUCAACAAGCUGUGUAUUUAAUAAAUUAUACUAAGUGAAUAUUUCAUAUUUGUAUUCUCAACUUGUCAGUACAUUUCUACCAACUAACUUCACAGCCCAUAUUAUGCUAGAAUGUCAGUAAAUGGCAGCCGCUAAAUAUUUCAUGUUUUAUUAAUGUCUGAUUAAAAAAAGGAAGAAAAA